Messenger RNA from Tachysurus vachellii, 1223 nucleotides. It is a transcript of the gene polr3h, whose product is annotated as polymerase (RNA) III (DNA directed) polypeptide H. Gene Ontology annotation, biological process: DNA-templated transcription; transcription initiation at RNA polymerase III promoter. The record is from RefSeq and is a predicted model, not a curated record. The transcript is spliced from 7 exons. NCBI's taxonomy places the organism in Eukaryota, Metazoa, Chordata, Actinopteri, Siluriformes, Bagridae. The coding region runs from base 167 to 811 and encodes 214 amino acids. Gene Ontology annotation, molecular function: DNA-directed RNA polymerase activity; DNA binding. Gene Ontology annotation, cellular component: RNA polymerase III complex.
AUGUGCGGCUUUCCGUCCCCCCUCCUUUACGGCUCAGUAUGGCAGCGCUGUGAUAUAAGGGCUCUUUAACGUGUAAUAAACACAGUUACAACGCGAUGUAGAUCAGAAACAACUUGGAUUAAAGUGACGUGUCUUCUCUAAAUAAGUAGAAAAACGAGCUUCAAGGAUGUUCGUGCUGGUUGAGAUGAUCGACACCGUACGGAUUCCUCCGUGGAAUUUCCAUCGGCAGCUGAACGAUGCCAUCGCGGAGGAGCUCAACAAGAAACUGGCUAACAAGGUCGUGUAUAACGUUGGCUUGUGCAUCUGCCUGUAUGACAUCACUAAGCUGGAGGAUUCUUACAUAUUUCCCGGGGACGGAGCCUCACACACUAAAGUACACUUCAGGUAUGUGGUGUUUCACCCGUUCUUGGAUGAGGUUCUGGUCGGGAAGAUCAAAUACUGCAGUCAGGAAGGAGUUUAUGUCAGCCUCGGAUUCUUCGACGACAUCCUAAUCCCACCCGAGUCCUUACAGCAGCCUGCUAAGUUUGACGAAGCCGAGCAGGUUUGGGUGUGGGAGUACGAGACGGACGAAGGAGCUCAUGACCUCUACAUGGACCAGGGAGAGGAGAUCCGCUUCCGGGUCGUGGACGAGUUCUUCCUAGAUACAUCACCCACUGGGCCCACCAAAGAGCCUGAGGCUCCUGCUAAAACGGCCGGCACAGCACCUACAACCGAUACGGACGAGGGGACACAGAAAAAAGAGUCUCCGUACACGCUGAUGGCUUCCAUCAGUGAGCCAGGACUGGGUCUGCUGUCAUGGUGGAACAGCUAGAUAAAGCUCAGCGUUCCUGUCUUUCCAGCUCCGCUAGACCGACGUCUUAAACGACGGACGCUGCGUUCGCCGGCGCUACGGCGUCUCUCCGGUGCUCCUCGACUCUGAAUUCAGUUUGUAUUGACGUUUGCAACCUGCAUUGGAUUUUUGUUUUUUCCGUUUUAUUGCGUUCCUGAGUCCUUCUGCUCUGUCUCGGAAAAACGUACAGCCUCCUUUUCAAAACGGUGCGUUAAUGUCAUUUUGUUUCAGUCAUUUGGUAUCAGCUGUCUCCAGCUGGUGUGCAUCUUACUGCGUGGAAAAAUAAUAUUUAUUUUGCUUUAAUAUUCACAUGAUGUCAGUUGCGUGUUGAUUAUUUACUGUGUCAAUGAGUUGCUGAUACAAAAUAAAGCAAAAAUUUAUUUUCUUGAUCUGA